AUGGAAUGCACGACAAGUACCUUGAUCCGCCCUAGCUUACUCUUAAUCAGGAUGCGUGAAGCAGGAGUCUUCGUGGCUUUGCAGUCGAUCUCAGCCGCUCAAGUUGAAGAUCCACCACCUCCGCCCAGGCGUCAGCCACCACCUGUGCCAAAGAAGGCCAUAAAGUCCGAUCAAUCCAAGUGCGGCAUCUGCUAUCAAUGGGUAGAAAUAAAGCCCAAAGCCAAAGCCAAUAUCCAUUUCAACAAGUGCUGGGACGGUCUAAGAGAGAAGGUGAAGGAAGCGAAGGAUCAAAUUGCGAAGAAUAGCUUGGAGGAAAGUAAGAUUGGAGAGAGCGGCGAAGUCUUAUCGGACAUACCGCAAGUUGCAAGCAGCGCACUGGACGAAAAAGAGGAACCAUCCACGUCAAUACCGCCGUUCUCAUCAGACCUCGAGGAAACAGCGUGCCUUCUCUGCCAUAAAGACUUGUACGGAAUGAAAGACCUCGACGCCUUCAACCACCGCUUGAUCUGCCUUAAAACCCUCUCCCUAGCUCGCUGGCCUGUCUGCGAGCUCUCCUUCACAGGGGAAUCCGGGCCAUGCGACGACGAACUUCCAUGCAAAGGCACUGGCUGGGAAAUCUACACCAUACUCUGGCACUUGCACGCUUGCCAGAACAACUGCCAUACUUGCCCCGAAGCACAGAAAGACUGGACAGCCUUCACUUCUCGUUGGACUGGUCGCACCGAAGUAACGCAGAGAGUCUUCUGGAAGAAUAUAGGGGAAAGAAAAGAUUGGGAUCUGCGGAAGCACAGGGACAGCGUGAAGACCAAGAAGAAGUCGGGGUUAGCGCGCGAGGAUGGGAUAUACCGUAUGAAAAGUUCACCGUUACGGAAUUUACAGAGAAUCGUUCCUACCCGACUGCCACCCAAGCUUGUAUCUAAGCCACUCAACGUCACCUCCCCUAUCAAGAAACUACCGACCGACGGUGCGGCUGCGGUGAACUGCCCAAUCACUAGCGACAAAGACGAAUUGUCAUCGCAGCUCCGACUCUUACGGACUUCCCUAGAAGCCCUCGCUCCGAUGAUCUCCGCGGCGAAAUCAGACGCGCUUCUUAAAGCACCACAGCGGUGUUCAAUCCCCAGGAACAAGGAUGAACUCGACGACUUCCAAAAGAAGCUGUUAGAUCUCUUGAAGCCUGUUGCAGAGCAACAAAGUGUCACGCUCCCUCGGAAAGCACGUUCGUUUCCAGAACUCACCCUGACUUGUCCACAAGAAGAACCCGACAGUCCGCCUGCAUCGGCUUCAUCCUUAUCUUCGAAUCAGAGCCAAGCAGGUUCCGUUGCACUGUCACAGGCACCAAGCGGCAACGCGACUCCCAGUCCCGCUACUGCAAUCCAAAUGCCUCCCAGCAGCACGUCUUCACCACCGAACGAUAGCCCUUCGACCGCCACAACACCUCGACAUGGCUCUCUCGAUGCAGAGAGACCAGACCUGCAUAUUAUUGGGGAAAGUGAAAAUUGGCGUAACUCGCCUGCUGGGGCUCAAGAACGAUUCCGUAGAUUGGUAAAAUUGAAUUCCGCAAAGCCAUACCUGGGACGGUCUCGUGAUCUGGGGAUGCAAAGGCUCGCUGAGGCAGAGGCAAUUCCCAACUAUAUAAGGUCGUCUCCAAAUCCGUGGCCGGCCAGCUUUGGUGAAAGAAGAUCCAUGACUGCUGUAACUCUGCCAGUACGUGGUAGGCCAGCAUACCCUCUUCCGUCGCGCUUGCUAAGGUGGACGUUUUACAACUUCCAGGAACUUGACCGGGAGAUGGAGGUCGAAACUUAUACGUACGGUCGGCGUGGCGCCAUCCCAGUCGCCUUGGAGUCUAAUAUCCGUAUUGUUAUCGAUCCUACGCUGUUUGCGCAAGAUCAAACGGCGCGUAACCGGGAGUGUUGCAGAGGCAUGUUUGGGAACUUUACGGAGACGAGCGAGUAGAUACAGAGCGUGGAGUGAACGAACAGAGAAGAUGCCCCAAAGAGUGGGGUUUGCCAGUUCCUGUCUCAUGGUUGGAUACGCAUCAGCUCUUCAAGCGAAUGACGCUCUUUGGCUCGAGGCGAGGAAAGGUGAUGCGCCCUGUCGCUGUGCGAAACACAAGGAAUACAGUGAA
Molecule: messenger RNA, 2125 nt
Organism: Alternaria rosae
Lineage: Eukaryota; Fungi; Ascomycota; Dothideomycetes; Pleosporales; Pleosporaceae
Exons: 3
Coding region: 1-1953 (650 amino acids)
Source: RefSeq, a predicted model, not a curated record